GGUUCCGAACCGUUUGUCAGCGACUUUGCCUUCUUCUUCGCUGUCAUUAAAUGUUGGCCGGCGGAAGCAGAACUUAUCACUGUAAAACCAAAACCCUAACAUUUGCAGAGCUCCAAGCAGCAACAAUGGCACCCAUCGACCCCCACUCCUUCACCGACUCUUCUCACCCUCUCGCCACUCACAUCUCCCUCUCCUUCUUCUUCGACUUCUCCUCCUCUACCAUCCUCGGCGCGGCUGCCCUCUCCCUCCCCCGCCCCCACUCUGGCCCCUUCCUCCUCGACGCCCGAUCCCUCUCCAUCUCCGCCGUCUUUGAACCCCACACCAAAAACCCCCUCCCCUUUUCCCUUUCCUCUCCCGACCCCAUCAAGGGCCAAUCCUUAACCGUCUCUCUCUCCAACCACUCCCGUUUCACCGUGAUUUUCUCCACCUCCCCCUCCAGCUCCGCCCUCCAGUGGCUCUUGCCGCCGCAGACGUUCAAAAAGACCAACCCCUUCGUUUACACCCAAUGCCAAGCCAUUCACGCCCGCUCCAUCUUCCCCUGCCAGGAUACCCCCGCCGCGAGAAUCCGUUACUCGGCGAGGUUGAAUUUUCCGGCGAGGCUCUCUGCCGUGAUGGCAGCGCGGCAGGUGGAGCGGCGCCCGCCGGCCGCCGGAGAGGCGGCGGGGGUGUGUGAGGAUUCUCUCUGGUGCGGCGAGGGGAGAGUGGUGGAGGAGUUCGUGAUGGACCAGCCGGUGCCGCCGUACCUGUUCGCAUUCGCCGUCGGAGAGAUUGGAUUCCGGGAGGUGGGGCCCAGGACAAGGGUUUACGCGGAGGCGGUGCCGGAGGUUCUGGACGCCGCUGCGAGGGAGUUCGCCGGGACGGAGGAGAUGAUUAGGGUUGGGGAGGGGCUGUUUGGGCCUUAUGAGUGGGAGAGGUUUGAUUUGCUGGUUCUUCCGCGGAGUUUUCCCUACGGCGGGAUGGAGAAUCCGAGGAUGGUGUUCUUGACACCGACGGUGAUCAAAGGCGAUGCAAGCGGCGCGCAGGUGGUGGCGCACGAGCUCGCCCAUAGCUGGACUGGGAAUUUGAUUACCAACAAGACCAAUGAUCACUUUUGGUUGAACGAGGGCUUCACUACAUAUGCGGAGAGGAGAAUAGUUGAAGUUGUGCAAGGGGAAGGCAUAGCUGCAUUAAAUAUGGGAAUUGGUUGGAGAGGUUUGGUGGAGGAAAUGGAGAGAUUUAAGGACAAUAUGGAGCUCACAAAGCUCAAAACAAAUCAGGAAGGAGUGGAUCCAGAUGAUGUGUAUUCUCAAGUUCCCUAUGAGAAAGGUUUCCAGUUCUUAUGGCGCAUUGAGCGGCAGAUUGGAAGGCCUGUGUUUGAUGAAUUCCUGAAGAAAUAUAUUGCCACUUUCAAGUUCCAGUCUAUAGACACGGAUAUGUUCCUCAAUUUCCUAAAAACAAAUGUUCCGGGAAUAGAGAAUGAAAUUGAUUUGGCAUUAUGGACCGAGGGUACUGGUAUUCCUCCAGAUGCCAUGGAGCCAGUUUCUGACAUUUAUACAAAGAUUGUAUCACUAGCAAAUGAGUUCAACCUUGGUAGAAUGCCAAGGGAGGAUGAAGUUGCCGAUUGGCAUGGACAGGAAUGGGAACUUUAUUUGGAGAACCUGCCCAAGUCUGUUGAGGCUUCACAGCUAUUGGACCUGGAUGCUCGCUAUCGUCUAUCAGAGUCAAAAGAUUACGAGGUCAAGGUGGCAUUUCUCCAACUGGCCAUUUCAUCCAAGUGUAGGGAUUACCACAAUGAGGUGGAAAAAACACUCAAGGAAGUUGGGAGGAUGAAGUACCUUAGGCCGCUCUAUACAGCAUUGGUUCAAGGCAGCGGAAUGGAAGAAGAGAAGAUCUUUGCAAAAAGGGUGUUCUCAGAAGCUCGAGAAUGUUAUCACCCGAUCGCCCAAGGCGUUGUCAAGUCCAUCCUCGCAAAGCACCUGUAAAUUACCAUACCUUAAAAAUUGCAUAAAGCAAACUAACUCAUUCCUGAAUGGCUGGCUGGUUGCUGCUGCUGCUGAAUGCACAGGCAUGCAGGAUGAAUUGUGACCGAUGCCUUGAAUAACUUAACUGGCUUCUGAUGAAUGUAUGCAUGCUGUGUCACUAUCGGCUUGUUUUAGAUUAUGUCAAUGGAAAUCUUUUUGCUGGAAGUCUUCUAUA
Diospyros lotus (date-plum) is the source of this 2175-nucleotide messenger RNA. RefSeq names its product leucine aminopeptidase. The record is from RefSeq and is a predicted model, not a curated record. NCBI's taxonomy places the organism in Eukaryota, Viridiplantae, Streptophyta, Magnoliopsida, Ericales, Ebenaceae. Gene Ontology annotation, cellular component: cytosol. Gene Ontology annotation, molecular function: metallopeptidase activity; zinc ion binding. Gene Ontology annotation, biological process: proteolysis. Bases 51 to 1961 code for a protein of 636 amino acids. The transcript has 4 exons.